AUGGGAAACUGUUGUCCACAUAAGUAAGUGAUAUAUUAGAAAUUUAAAGUCAAUAGCAACAAUCCCAGUGAAUUCAUCUAUUAUAAACGAAAUUCAGCCUAAAAAAAUUAUUGCGCAGCCAGUCAAAAAAAGUGUGAAAUUUGUAAAUCACUUUGGAAAAAAUACAGGAUCAAAAGACAGUCCAUCUGAAGAUUGAAAUAAAAAUGAAAAGAACAGAAGAAAAGAGCCUAAAUACUUUGAAAUAAAUACAUAUUCUUCUGGAACCAAUAUAUAUGAAAGCGGAGAAAACCUGAGGCAUGACUUAUAUAAAGAUAGUGAAAUGGCAUCAGAUAUGCAAACUGCUGCGAUUGAAGACUUCAUAAGAUCUCGAAAUGGAACCAAAAUCAUUCAUUCUGUAUCUGAAGAUCCACCAGAGGAUGCAAGCAAAGUCCAAAGAAUCACAAGCAUAUCACUGACUUAUUCUGAAUCAGAAAAUUUUCAAAACCAAUCAGAUGUUUCUACCUCCCUUAAUCAAAAUAGAAUUUAAAAAUUUCUCAUUCUGCGAAUAAAUAUUUUUAUAUAUAAGAGGAAACAAUAAAUAGUAGGAAAAGUAAGAAAGAUUCAUUUGAGAAAGGCCUAAAUGACUCAAGAAGCAAAGAAUUUCCUUCUUCUUCAUUUGGGUCAAUGAAGAUUUCUGAGCCUUCAUCAAUUGAUGAAAAAAAUCAGCAAAAAGAGGAGGACCCCAACUUGUCGUAUUCAAGCGAAAGUAGUAGCGAUUUGUCUCCUCCGCCGCUUCAUAGAAGUUUGGAAUGCAAUUCAGAAUCCUCUGAAGAGUUUGUCCCAAAUUCAAUUGAAACUGUGCUCGCAAACUUUAAACUAUCAAGCAUUAGUCCAGAUAAAAAUCAGAGUAAGCACCAGAGGCAGAAUUCUUGUGAGCUGCCAACUUAUAAGAAAAAAUUCGAGAGCGAGAGCAGCUUCCCUGAAAAUUCCGCUUCAAAGAGAAACACAGAUCUUGUUGUCACUUAUUUUGAAGACGGCUCAAAACAAAUCAAUCAGUAUAUGCUGAGCUGCCUCAAUGAGUUAUUUAAAGCUUAUAUCUUAAUUCGUUAUAAAUCCUAAACAUUUUGUCAAUAAAAUAGCAAAAGAGUGCAUAAUUAUUGCAAAUGAUAUAAGCUAACAAAGCGUCUUUUAUCAGAUUCAUGUUAUAAGACAUAUUUAGCAAUCGACAAAGAAUUUAACCAAUUUAUAGUGAAAUGCUAUGAUAAAAAGCUUCUCCAAAAAAAAAGUAUGGGAAAUGGGAAAAGCGCUCUUGAUAAAAUUAUUGAAGAAGUUAAUUUGGCUCUUCGACUGAACCAUAAAUACAUACAAAAGUUAGUAGAAGUAAUAGACUCAAAAACCAACGGAAAGCUCAUUUUAGUACUAGAAUUUGCAUCAAAUGGCAAAUUUAAGAGAAAAAUGCCAAUUAUUGAAGCAAGAGCAAGGAGAUAUUACAGGCAACUUAUAAGUGCUUUGGAUUAUCUUCAUAAUGAAGCAUUUAUAGCGCAUUUAAAUAUAAUUCCUGAGUCUGUAUUAGUUGAUACUAAUGAAAAUAUCAAAUUAACUGAUUUUAGCCUUGCACAGCCAAUAAUAAAUGGGAAUGAUGAAGCUUGUUGGAUUCAUAAGCAUGAAUUGCGAGCACCAGAAAUAAAGUCAAGCCGAAGAACCUUUAAAGGCCGGGCUGCUGAUGUUUGAGGAACUGGACUUUGCUUAUACUUUUGGGUUAAUGAAAAGUACCCAGAAAGACAGCAUAAGUUUGAUAAUGAUGAACAAAACGAUCUAACUGACUUGCUAACUGCUGCCUUGGCUAGUGAUUAUGAUUUUCUUGCUCGCUAGAUGAGAGGCGAAUUUUUUGUUUCAAAAUUUUGUACAUGAAUCUUAAAAAUUAAUUUGAGAAUAUUCUGAAUGAGCAAUUUAAUUUCUAUUUAUAAUAUUUUGCUAGCUCUAAUAAGAGAGUAAGCAAGCUUCUGGAGGAAGAUCCAGAAAGAAGAAUUUCAUUGAAUUCAAUAAAAACACAUCCGUGAUUAACUUGUAAUGGACGCAAUCCUUUGUUGUAA
Molecule: messenger RNA, 2072 nt
Organism: Blepharisma stoltei
Lineage: Eukaryota; Ciliophora; Heterotrichea; Heterotrichida; Blepharismidae
Source: the annotation of a GenBank genome assembly